This is a messenger RNA of Mobula hypostoma (lesser devil ray), 5577 nucleotides long. Its product is annotated as exocyst complex component 3-like. The coding region runs from base 441 to 3410 and encodes 989 amino acids. Gene Ontology annotation, molecular function: SNARE binding. The record is from RefSeq and is a predicted model, not a curated record. Gene Ontology annotation, biological process: exocyst localization; exocytosis. Gene Ontology annotation, cellular component: exocyst. The transcript has 14 exons. Lineage: Eukaryota; Metazoa; Chordata; Chondrichthyes; Myliobatiformes; Myliobatidae.
AAGGUUUACCUCUUACCUACGUAAAGAAAGUCUUUUUUUAAAUGCGCAUGAAAAACAAGACGGGUGUAAUUACAAGUCUAAUUCGGGGACUCGUCUGACACCUAGGCUCUCCGAACGGACGGUGGAUAACAACGGGGACCCAAAGCAAAGCCUGAUUACACCUGGACUCUGACCGGACUGCCUUUUUAAACUUGGACCCCAAGACCGGACUUUCUUUUAUGCCCGGCCUCUAGAAUGAAGUCCAGUCGGCAGCCGGACUUCCAGAACGAAUUCUGGUUGAUGUCUGCGCUUUAGAACUGGUUCUGACCAUUUGGUUCUUUGAGGUGUUCUCUCAUGAUUAUCUGGGUACUCCCAAGGAUCACUUCACGGUUUGACGUUUUCCAAAGUUAGUGGCCGUACUCGAUUCAGCAUAACGUAAAGUACUUCCGAAAAGCAAGACAAUGUCAAAUACGGAAAUGGUAUUAAAUGACAAUUUACCCAGUGCUGAAGAUUCACCAGGUCAAGGCCAGACUGCUGGUAAUACUUCAGAUAUUGAAGAUGGAAGAAAUAAAAUGAGUCAAAGAUCCUUCAAGAGCAGGAAGAAAGAAAACAGCAAUGCAGAAGCCAAAGUGCCUGAUGAAAGUCCAAAAGAACAGAAUGCAUUCUUUAAAAACAUUUACCGAUUAAGUAGGAGGAAAUUAAGUUUCUCACCUCCAAAAACUUCAGACAAUGAGAAAACAAAGUUUAUGUCAAAUGAAAACACAGCUAAUAACUUAACAGAAGAAGAAGUGUGUGUGGAAGACAAGACAGUUGAGAACACAAAGUCUCCAUUGUCAGAAGUACUUCCAAAAAGCAAGACAAUGUCAAAUACGGAAAUGGUGUUAAAUGAUAAUUUACCCAGUGCCAAGGAUUCACCAGGUCAAGGCCAGACUGCUGGUAAUACUUCGGAUAUUGAAGAUGGAAGAAAUAAAAUGAGUCAAAGACCCUUCAAAAACAGUGAGAAUGAAAGCAGCAAUGCAGAAGCCAAAGUGCCUGAUGAAAGUCCAAAAGAACAGAAUGCAUUCUUUAAAAAUAUUUACCGAUUAAGUAAGAGGAAAUUAAGUUCCUCAUCUCUAAAAACUUCAGACAAUGAUAAAGCAAGGGUUAUGUCAAAUGAAAACACAGCUUAUAACCUAACAGAAGAAGAAGUCUGCGUGGAAGAUAAGACAGUUGAAAACACGAAGUCUCCAUUGUCAGAAGUACUUCCGAAAAGCAAGAUAAUGUCAAAUACGGAAAUGGUGUUAAAUGACAAUUUACCCGGUGCCAAGGAUUCACCAAGUCAAGGCCAGACUGCUGGUAAUACUUCAGAUAUUGAAGAUGGAAGAAAUAAAAUGGGUCAAAGACCCUUCAAAAACAGUGAGAACGAAAGCAGCAAUGCAGAAGCCAAAGUGCCUGAUGAAAGUCCAAAAGAACAGAAUGCAUUCUUUAAAAACAUUUACCGAUUAAGUAGGAGGAAAUUAAGUUUCUCACCUCCAAAAACUUCAGACAAUGAGAAAACAAAGGUUAUGUCAAAUGAAAACACAGCUUAUAACCUAACAGAAGAAGAAGUGUGUGUGGAAGAUAAGACAGUUGAAAACACAACGUCUCCAUUGUCAGUAAUGGAAAUAAACCAGUUAAUAACAAAAAAAAUGUUACUGGAUGCAAAUGAAAAUAUAAAUAAAAUGGAAAAAGAAUUGAUAAACGAAGGAAAACCAACAGAACAUGAAGAGUACCAUCAGCAAUAUAUGGUUAAAGUUCGAGAUCUCAACCUGCUGUGUGAUGCACUUAUUGGGCAAAUGAUGUCCAUAGUUGCCAAUUCCCUCACUAUUGCUAAAGAAAAUGGUAACUAUUUGUGCUGGACAAUGAAAGUUGUUGAAAUGGAAGAAGCAGCAGACAAAGAGUGGCAAGAACAAAAGAAUCUUUCUGAUAUUAAGUGUUUCAGAAGGCCUCGAAAGUGGCGAGGACAGUGGAGAGAGACAGUUACCAAAAGUGUAAAAGACAGGAUAGAUAAUGUGCCUUUACUUACAAAGAAGAAGGGUUCCUGCAUGGCACAGCAUUUAUCAGACAUUCAAGAAAUUAUUGUUGAAGACCUGAAAACUGUUAAGAACUUUAUACAAAAAUGUUAUCCAGAAAGUUACAAUAUUCUUAGCAUGUACGUGAAAUGCUAUCACCAAACUGUAGCUUCUCAUUUGGAAAGCAUCCUACAGAAACAACUUGAAGCAAGUGAUCUGUAUUCACUACUCAACUGGAUUAUUCACACCUACAAAAGUGAUGCUGUUAUGAACCAUCCUGAGCUUUCACCAGAAGUGAACAUCGAGGGACUUGGUCCAUUGUUAGAUGAAAAAAUUAUAAAGAAUAUCAUGGACAAAUAUAUUGAAGCUUUGAAGUUAACAGUUCCACAGUGGAUGAAGAAUGCAGUGAAGGCAGAUGAAGCAAAAUGGUCUGAACCUGAGGCAUAUGUACCAGAAAUAAUGAUGGGUUGUUAUCAAUCGCAUAUUGCCUCUGAUAUAAGUCAGAUCAUUGGUGCAUACCUGAAUGAAUCUGGCAAGAUCAGCAAAGAUUUAAAGGAGAAAGUUUUGUGUUACUGCCUGAAAGAAUUAACAAAUUUAAUUCACUGCUACCAAGAAGACCUGAAGGUCAGAAAACAGAAUGUCCAAGACCCACUGCCACUCCUGAUUGUAAGCAUCAACAGCUACAUUGAUCUUGGGGAAUUCAUUAAGAACCUUAAAGAAGAUAAUUCUGCAUCUCUCAAUGAGGUAGAAAAGGCAUUAAAUGAAGCACGACAUGAACUCAACAAAAUUCUUUCAGAUGAUCUCCUUUCUAAAGUUUUGUGUUGUUUUAAGAAGAUCAUGAAAAAUAAGCAGUUGUCCAGCAGUGAAGAUUUUGAUCAGUUAAUGGGCAUGACUGAAAAAUAUUGUUACGAGUUAAAGAAAAUGAAAGAGGCUAAUUACCAGGUGGUGAUUUCUGAUCUUCACUAUCAGUUUGUUAGAGAGUACAUUACUGCAUUCAUGAAAAAGAAAAUCAGCAAAAAAACAUCUUCAAAGCAUAUCACAGCAGCUAAGAUAAGAGAAGAGUUGGGAGCAAUAAAUAAAAUGUAUGAAGAAUUUGGUAGCACUGCGUUGUGGCUUUUUCCAAUAACUCAACAUUUGUUCGAUUUUAUUAAUGAAAAUGAAAAUGAACUUGAAUCAAAACUCAGAGCGUUAUUCGAGGACUGUCCAGAGAUUGGCGAAGAACAUAUUUCAGCCCUCCUCCAUUUACGUGGAAUUUCAAAAGGACAAAAGAAAAACAAUUUAAUGAAAUAUUUCAACCAACUGAAGAAGAAUUCAAAAGAUCCAAUAGAAACUACACACCCAUUACUUUUUGAAAAAAUAACCACUGGAUCAGGGACCUGGUUGCCAUCUAGUCCAUUUUAAAGUCAAAGUGAUAAUCCACAAACAGAAUACUUUUGCAGAAUAGUAGUACAAGAAGGAUAACUUCAUUGUCUGAUGCCUAUUGAUCAGACAAUUUACAUUGAUCAGUUACUUUUAACAUAAAUCAGAAUUGCCUUUGUGAAAUUUAAUGAUUGUAUUGAGACUAUUUAUAAAACCAAAUUACUGCAUGUCAUUAUAGGGAUUAAGUACUUGACAAUGAGAUCCCUAUUAAUAUUGAAUAAUAACUUCUGUUUGUGAGGGGAGACUCUACAAAGCACCCUUGUGAAAUGUAGAUUCUUUACUGUGUCUGCAGACAAAAGUAAACUUAUACCCAUGCAUAACCUGUUCAUAACGGGGUCCCUAGGAUCAUGAAACAUCUGCCAAAUUCGGUUGCUUCAGGUCUUUAGUCAGCUGCUUUUGAAGUGAAAUAACCACAAAUCUCCAGUUUAAAUCAAACAAAUAAAACACUAGAAAUGAGGCAAUAGUAGUGAGAGAAAAACAAAGUCAUGUCAAAACAGGCUAGUGUAAUUUCUUUCACCUUCAAUAAAAUAACACUAUCAGAUUCGUCUUCACUUCUCCUUCACUUUCAGCAUUCUGAAAGGACUGUUCCUCCCCAACUCUGUCUCAUCUUCCCAUCUUCACAUCUCACAUCACCUUCCCUCAGAAGUAACACCACCCCUGUUAACUCUUCCCUUCCUAUCAUCCCAGUCCCCAGGGAGUUCUUCCAGGUGAAGUGCUAAUGCACUUGCGAUUUAAACAUUGGUCCUCAUUAUGUUAUCCCAACUGUAUGCCCCUUUUCCAAAUUUUCCCAAUUCCAAAGAACACUAUUGACCUGAAACAUUGUCCCUGUUCCUCUCUAUACAACUGCUGCCAAAUCUACUGAGUAAUCUGGCAUAUUUUGUUUUUAUUUGAGAUUUUCACUAUCUGAAGAUUCUUGCUUGUAUGCUCCAGAGAAAUUAAUUCCCUUUCCCUUUUAGAAGAAUCUAAAAUUGUGGAAUAUCAAGGUGUUUAACUGAGUGGUGGUUGGCAGCAGAUGAGAAACUGGUAGUUCCUUUGCAAACAGAAACCAAGCAAAAUGCAGUUGAUUGAUCGACCAUAGGUAAUUCAUCCUGAGAAUAAUUUUGCAUUUAUGAUUGGGACACAAACCUGACUACACUGUUCAAACUCAAAAAUUAUAUCAUCCAGUAGGAAGAAUGAGUGAGUGAACCAUCAGCACCUGCAUUCUCCUCUCUAAGUUUUACAUUACCCAUACUCAUUGGCUCUGCUCACCUUUGCAAGGACAAUUAGGGAAGCCGAUAAAUGCUGACCUAGUCAGAAAUGCUAGUCUUAAUAAAUUCAGCCAGCAUUCCGGAUACAAACUUAAUUUACAUAAGAGCGAACUUUUCCCAAUUAACAGAAAGAACAAAUAUUGGAAUUAGAAUUUCAUAAACCUCACUUUUAAAGUAAUAAAUCAAUUUACUUACCUCGGUAUUAUAGUAACAAGGAAUUUUAAGCGUCUUUUUCGAGAAAAUUUCACUAAUCUUUUAAAUCACACAAAACAGAGUUUGGCACACUGGUCACCCCUGUCCAUGUCUCUGGUAGGUCGAAUUAAUGUUGUUAAAAUGUAUAUCCUUCCUAAAUUUUUAUACUUAUUUUCAAUCUAUACCAAUUUUUAUUCCUAAAGCUUUUUUUGAUUCUAUUAUUUUGUCCUAUCUAUGGAAGAGCAAAUGCUCCAGACUUAAUAAAGUUCACCUUCAAAAACCUAAAAGGGAAGGUGGUAUGGCCUUGCCUAAUUUUCACUUAUAUUACUAGGUAGCCAACAUACGUUGUCUACUUUUUGGCCUUUUUUUUAUAAUCAGUCUGACCGCCCAAAAUGGGUGGCAAUGGAGUUGAACUCUAAUAAGGAUUUCUCCAUUUCUUGGAUCUGCACUUCCUUGUCAUUUGCCUAAACUAAUUGUUAAUCCUCUCUGAGAAUAUGGGCUCAGUUUAGAAAAUAUUAUGGUCUUCACAGUUUCUCUCUCUCUAGUCCUAUUUUUGCAAAACCAUCUUUUCCAACCUUCUAUGCAAGACUUAGCAUUUCAUGUCUGGUACAGAAAGGGAAUUAGGUGUUUUGAAGAUCUUUCCAUAGACAAUCGCUUUGCAAUUUUUAAACAACUGCAAAGCUUAACCUACCUAAUACUCAUUUUUUUUU